GACGAGAUAAGACAAGAGUCAAGAGAGAAAAAAACGAGGCUAAGAUGGAAUGGAUGGUCUGUUCGAAUUCCGUUUCAGUCUCGCCGUACCUUAGCUUGUCAGUGCUAAAUGCUGAUCUGCAGUGCUACAAGCUGGAUUCCAUGACAACAUACGACCUUGGACGAGGACGAAAAAGGUCACACUGACAAGAAAAUACGAUGAUGGAAUUAGUGGGCCUCGCAUCCGUAGGCAGCCUGUUACCAGACUACCCAGUGCUAGGCCAAGUAGGGGGAUUUCGUUUAGUCUGUAAACAGCUAAGAGGAGAUGGAUUGUGUGUCGUGUCUGUCUUUCAUGUGAUGCCAUUAGUCCGGGAAGAACAGAGAGAAAGGGUGAAACGAAGACAAGAUGAUGAUGAUCAGAUAACCUCAUUAUUGACCGUCCUUGCUGAACAAGAGCAAGGGAGAAACUCUCCAGCUGGGCUUUACCAGGAAAUUAACUAGGAAGUUAAUACAAACUCCUUGAUCACCCGUCGCUGUCAGUGUCAGACUGACUUUCUACCCCAUAUUCGCCUGUCGAAGCUUAAUGAUCUCCAAACUCUGAUAUUAUUACUAUUAUUUUUAUGAUGAUGACGGUGAUGAUAAUUAUUGUCUCUGGAUGUACGUAAGAACAGAACUCUGUUUGGUGGGACUCGUUGCUUAAGAUUCUGUGCAGGGGAUGUGUGACUAUUUGUAUUUUCCGAGCGAUUGAAAAGUUUAUAUGAGAUGGAGAAAACUAU
Messenger RNA from Aspergillus wentii DTO 134E9, 754 nucleotides. RefSeq lists its product as uncharacterized. Bases 201 to 479 code for a protein of 92 amino acids. NCBI's taxonomy places the organism in Eukaryota, Fungi, Ascomycota, Eurotiomycetes, Eurotiales, Aspergillaceae. The transcript has a single exon. The record is from RefSeq and is a predicted model, not a curated record.